AGCGUGCCACAGACGCCAUCUUGAAGAUCGAGGUCCACGCCUGGAUAAAUCGAGCAUUUUUGUUCGGUUUUUGAGCUGUACAUCUUCGAUUCUUAAGUCUCAACUUGGUCCAUUCAUCAAAGUUUCACUUGAAGAUUGAAUGAUUAAUCUUUCAAGAUGAUGAUGCAAUAUGCCUCCCAUACACCAUCAGGGCUGUUCCUAUGUGCAUUCUGCGACAUGGGUUUUACUUCGAAACCAGAAUGUUUGGCACAUAUGCAGUGUCAUUUACAGAAUGAUAGAAAUGACAAUCAUCCACAACAACAUCAGAUGAUGAUUCAAGAAAUUCCAGAGCCACAGAUGCAAGAACAAGUUCACACAGUUGUUACUCAUCAGCAGCAACAACAUCCUGGUCAUCAUGGACAUCCUCAUCAUAUGCAACAACAUCAUGAACAACAAACUCAUAUGGUACAAGUAGAAACCCAGGAACAUGUUGGAGCUGAACAGGUAGCAGUAGUUCGUAUUUAUGUUUGUGGUAACUGCAAGUCAACAUUUUUUCAAGAGAGUGACCUAGCCCAACAUAUGACCAGCCAUCAACAGCUUCGAUGUAAUAUUUGCUAUGGUUUGUUUGAAUCUGAAGGGCACCUCAAUCAACAUAAAAUGGUGCACAAACAACAGGCAUUAGAAAACAAUGUUGUUCUAUCCAAUAUCCCCCCAAUUGCUACAGGUCAAACCGCUAAUGCUAAUGUCAUACCACACAGUAAUGAAAUUAGAAACAUAACUGUUAUGACUCAGAAGAAUAUUAAUCGAAUGAGCAAUCGGCGUCAAGAUCCUACCAAAGAUCGUCCAUUUGCCUGCGAUGAAUGUGGAAAGUGUUAUGUUACAAAAGGUGUGCUUGGUCAGCACAAGAUGACUCAUAGAGGACAUAAACCCCAUACGUGUCCAGAAUGUAAUCGAGGAUUCUACAAUAAAGGCCAUUUAAAUAAACAUCUUUUGAUCCAUAAAGGUGAGCGCCCCUUUCCUUGUAACAUGUGUGACAAGAGAUUCAGAGCUAAAGGUGAUCGUGAGUCACACAUGGUAACCCAUACAAAAAUACGAAAUUUUGCUUGCCAAGAUUGUGGUAAAACUUUUCUACAGAGUAGUCACAGAGCCCAACAUUGGCGCCUACAUCACUCUGGAGAAGAAGCUAGAAUUUAUGCCUGUGAACAGUGUGGUAAAUCUUUCCGUAACCCUGGCAACUUGAUUCAGCAUAAGAUGUUUCACAAGGGGGUUCGAGCUCAUAAAUGCACUGAUUGUGACAAAGCAUUUGUAAUGCGAUACGAUCUUAAAAAGCACAUGAGAACACACACAGGUGAGAAACCUUAUACCUGUGAUAUAUGUGAUCGAUCCUUCGCACGUAAAGCUACCAUGGAUGUACAUGUUAAGAAGAUGCAUAAAGACAAGAAAAAUCAAGGUGGAAUGGUGAAGAAACCAUUUGGAUGUGACCAGUGUCCCAAAAAGUUUCGAAAGAAGACCUUGUUGACAAAACACAAAAAGCGGUUACAUCCAGAAGAAGGUGAAGUUGUACUGAAAACUGAAAAUGAAGAAGAAAAUGAAGAGGGUUUGGUUAAAGAAGAAAUUGAUGAUGAAACCCUGGAUGAUUCCACCACCGAACCUGGUGAAGUAACAGCCAUUGUAACGGAGGAGGGUACUAUUAUUACUACAGAAGGUGAUAUCAAACAAGUUCAUUUAGUAGAAACAGCAGAAGGAGAAACAGUGCCAGUCAUUUCUACAGAAGAUAUAGCUGUUGUAACGGGUGUAGUAUCAACUAAUAAUGAGGGGGAAUUAAUAGAGGCAGUAACAGGCACAGCUAUACAACAAAUGGAUGCUUCAGGCCAACCUACUAUAGCAAUUGUACAAAGUAAUCCAAAUAGCGAAGCAUAACUAUUAACAAUGCUUAAACACAAAAACUACUUGUACAAAUUACGAAACCCUCAUUCAAAGUAUUAUUGUAAAACAAUUAAUAUUGUAAAUGAUAUUUUAUUAUUAAUUUUUUCAUUUGUUUUAUAUCGAUGCCCUUUGUUGUUAGCACAUGCAUUACAUUUAUAUCUACUACAUGUAAAUAGCUUUAGUAUCUUAAUCUUGCUGUGAAUAAAUAUUAUUUUGCAGAUAUUGUUCAAAAUAAUGUCUGCAAUUUAUUUACUUAAAUUGUAUUUCUAGAUGUAAAUAAUAUUUUGAUAUAGAGGUUAUUUGUUAAUUAUGUUAGAAGAGUACUGUUACAAUAAAAUUGUGCCUUUAAAAGUUUAAAUUAAUGUUAACCCUGAAUUUAUGCUUAUUAAUGUUUCCUGUCAGUACAGUUGCAGUCAUGGUGUGCAGUUUUCUUUUUAAAUUUCAAGUGUACUUUUCAUUAAUAUUUGAAGCAUAAUUGAAUGUGACCAGUUCCUUUUUAUUUACAUGUAUAUGCCCACAAUGUUUGUGGAGGUAAUCAUUGUUGUCAUCAUCCGUGACAGUCCAACAUUUCUUGUGGACACUGUACAGUUUUGUUAGAAUUUAUUCGAACUUGCAGGGAAUGUUCAUUUUGUAGUUACGGGAGAAAAUUUUAAAACUUGGUGUGAUUUCUCGUUGGGGUAUAAGGAGGUACCCUUGUAAAAAAAAAAUUCCAAGUCAUGUUUUGACAUGUAAAGUGUCAAAGUCAUACAGAAGAGAUGGGUUUUUUUUUGUUUUGUUUUCUUUUAAAUUGGUAUUAAUGUUCAUUGGGUCUAAUAAUCCUAUAGGACAUUCAGAAAUAGUUAGCAUUGUUCAAAAUGACAUCUUGUGAACGUAAUACGAGACCGUCUUCCAGUUUUUAAAAUUUGGUGAGAUUGCUCAUUGUGCCAUAAGAAAGAAUUUUGGCACAUCAUUUUUCCAUUCACAUCUGGCAGGAUACAGAAAAAGGUUCUCAUUGGAAUUUAUUGAAACUUGGUGGGAUUACCAAAAGGCCUUAUUUUUCCAUUCAGUUUUAACUCUGUUUUGGGGUGGUUUUUUUUAUAUGAAUUUGUUGUGUAAGGUUUUAUUUUCAUGAGGAUUUUAUUUAAUGUCUAUAUUUUUUUAAUAUUUCAAAGAAAGAGAUAUUUCAUUAGAAAAUCCUUGUUAAAAUAAGUUACGGUAUUAAUAAUAAAGCCCCCCAGAUCAUAAAUUGUUUUGUUGCUCAACCGAAAUUGUAAUCAAAUUUCUAUUGCUUUUGGCAAUUCUCUGAAGUAACAGUAUAACAAAUUUUCUUUCAACAUAACAUUGCCAACCUGGUAUUCAGAAAUAUGCUAGAUAUAUUGCAAAAUGGAUUUAUGAUCUGAAAGAUCUGUUUGGAUUUGUAUAUACACUGAAUGUAGCAAGAAUUAUAAAUAAGGUUACCUGUACCAUUUUUAUACGCCCACAUUUAUGUGGUCGUAUAUUGUUGUCGCGUCCGUUGGUCCGGGGUAUAAAUUUAUAUACAGUGUUGAAGGGUCUUGGGACGAAGAAUCCUAUUGAUUUUCAACAAUUUCCGAUAAUUACUGCCAUAGUUAUGACCCUUGAUCUCUUUUCAUUUGAUUGAUUUUAUAUUUUUACACCAUGUUUACGUCAAUAAAUAAUCGUUUCGAUUGAUUUUAGAUUAGAACAGAGUUUACGGUCUUGAGACGAAUAAGUAUAUUGAUUUUUGAUAACUAAAUCCAUGAUAUUUAAUGUUUUGUAUACAAAUUCUAAUGAUUUCUGAUAAUUACUCAAUGAGUUGUUACUUUUAAUAAGAUUUUAGAGUAUUAUAAAUGUUUCAGUACCGACAAAAGUAAAAUAUGCGACAACUCUUGUUGACUGCCCAGACGAUUUAGCUGCUCUGUCCGUAUGUUUUCUGGUCUGGCAACCUUUCUUUAUUUUAUGGAUAUACAUGUAUUAUAAUUGGAAUGGUAAACUACAUAUUCACUAAAUUCCUUAACCAAUACAAUUGUAGAAUUUAGUUAUGGCAGGGAUACUGGAAUGUUAUGAUUGAACUUAUGUUACUAUCUUUGUCAUCACAUAAUACAUGAGUAUUUCUAAUUGUUACAUUUAUUUUUGUUAAGCUCAGAUAUUUCAUUGUAUACUGUUAAUUAUCACCAGUCAGUUAAUCUUAAAAUAACUAAAGAAGAACUUUUACCAAUGAAAUCUGUAAAAGCGUAAAUUCAUGAAAUGCUCAUAGAAAUUAGAUUGUUUAUUCAGUUUUGGCUUAUUAUCCCUAAAUUGUCAAAUAGAUUUUUCACCAUGAAUUUAAAUGUACUCCAAAAAUUAGACCCAAAGUGAGUGAUGAUGAAUAAAAGUUUGUUCUGUUCAA
Messenger RNA from Patella vulgata (common limpet), 4270 nucleotides. Its product is annotated as gastrula zinc finger protein XlCGF26.1. The transcript has 2 exons. The record is from RefSeq and is a predicted model, not a curated record. NCBI's taxonomy places the organism in Eukaryota, Metazoa, Mollusca, Gastropoda, Patellidae. Bases 157 to 1899 code for a protein of 580 amino acids. Gene Ontology annotation, biological process: regulation of DNA-templated transcription. Gene Ontology annotation, molecular function: RNA polymerase II cis-regulatory region sequence-specific DNA binding; DNA-binding transcription factor activity, RNA polymerase II-specific.